ACAGGCUCUUUCAGACGCGCUUCCCUCAGUCGAGUUGGAAAUGGAAGACAUGAAAGAGUGCAACUAUUGCUAGUUCGUUGAAUGGAUAGUGAGGAAGUUUUACCUUGUGCCUGUGAUUAAUAGCAUUAACUCCUUGUUGAACGUUUCCACAGUCAGUUGUCAUAUGUGCUUCAAGUCCCGGGAGAUAACGAUUAUCCCAUCGGACAAAAAACGAACACUUGGACAAUCAUCAAGGAGUUUUCCAACUAGAGCAUCAUCAAGCACCAUCACCUGCGGCUAAUAACUCCUUCAUUCACGUCCAACCACGCCACCAACCAUACCAAUGCACGGCGGGGCAAGAUAGCCACCACACGAUACGACGAUACGAGCAGUUCAUAUAUAACUCAGCCAGACUCAUCCCCCCCCUUCCCCCCCGAAACGCGACAAAUCUGCCUCCACAUGUAAGGAACGAUGACUUACUCCAUCUUACUCUAUCCACAUCGAGCUCCAGUCCGUACCCACCCAAGCGGCUCCAGUGCCCGGCUUCCUGCCCCAAGUUCAUCCAUUCACCUCUGAUAAUAUAUCCGCAGCUGACUUGGCUGUUGUUCCAGUUGCUGACCAAGUAUCUGGUAGUAGCCGAGGCGAUCUCGUCCCGCGCUCAAUCAAUCCCCCCUCCGUUGAGAGGGUUUGGAAGCAUCGGGGAGGGAGGGAGUUGUGAGUGCCCGCCUCGAACUCACCUGAGUGCGGCCGGCGGAUGAGGUUCGGCCUCGAUCCUUGUUUCCCCGUUGAGUGCGCGCUUCCGUUGGCGCCAAGAGCGCUCGUAGCUGGUUUUGGAGAUGCAUCAUUAAAAUCGGUCUCAUGUUGCAGUCGUCCAACGAGCGGAUGGUGUUCGACUAGUCCAUGGAGAGCGACGGACGAGGCUGGUGGCAACGACAUCAACAAGAAGAGUACGAGUGAACCGAAGAGUCAGUUCGGGUGUUCGUCAGUCGGUUUACUCGUGGAAAACUCGGUGGGUGAUUGCUGCUAUCAUUAGUAGCCGAGUUCUCCGAGGCAUUCUCUUGCAUAAUCCAGAGGACCUUCAUCCUCGGGUCGUGAAGUGUCGCAAGACUCUAAUAUACUAAACAUUUCAGCUGCCACCAAGGAAUUAAAAAAAAAUCUGAAGUAUCGAGGACUGGAGUGCCUUGAGGAGAGAGGAAAAAAAAACAGGAUUCUGGUGGUGAAAAACGAAGAAAAAGUGUUUUUGCGACAUAAACCGGAAUGUGAAAGAAAUCCUGCCCGCCCCGUUCCAACUUGAGUUGAAUCAAUUCCCAGCAAAGAUUGGUGCGGUGUUUUCUGGUUGAUGCAGUGUUAUUUCUCUUCCAAGACCAGCAGAGCUCAAGGCUGUCUGUGUUUCUCCCAUUGAUAGAUGAAGAAGCUGAAGCAGCAGCCUGGAAACCGGACCGGGAGGUUGCUUGAGAAUUCAGUUAACCUGGCUGAGAUUGGCAGUGAGUGAAGGCUAAAUAAAGGCCACUGGGGACGUUUUUGUCAAAACUACCCAAUCCAGUGAGGCCAAAUUUCGUCGUCCUUCAGUGAUUAUUGCCUAACCUUGGCUAGGAAGAGGACCACGCGAAAUAGUUGAGUGCCUUCCUGGCCCUCGUAUAUUUUUAGAGAGAAAAUUCUAACGACGAACUCGACGACGACGACCGGUGGCAAUCGGGCGGAAGAAAACGAAUCCAGGAACGAAAAGAAGGACGUUGAGCCGAAGGAACUCGUGGAGGGACGAAAAAACGCGAAAAAAAAAUCGUUUCUGCACCUUCAUUUGCUAUUUUCCUUCCAGCCCUUGUAUGUAUGAGAGCAAAUGAGGGAGGAAGGGAACGAGGAGGAAUGUCCCUAAGAUGUUGUCAAGGACAGAUUUAUUGGUCUUGUUCCAAGCAUAUUGCAUAUCUUUGUACAGUUGAUGGAGCACUUUGAUAUGCAAAUCCGAGGCCCCUUAUCCUCAAUGUCACAGUCUCAGAAUCGUUCCAAAAUGAUGACUUUAUGGCUCGCCAGCCUCCUUUUGACGGCAACCGUGGCCUCAGGAUUUCUAUCGGGCGAAGGGUGUCAAGGAGUACCUCAAUGCGAGUGCAAAUGGUCCGAAGGCAAGCGAAUGGCUGAUUGCUCCAGGAGAGGGUUCACGCGUAUCCCGGAUGGCCUCCCGGAAAGCAUUCAAACCCUCGUUUUGGAUGGAAACCCUUUGAGAAAGUUGGAAGGGGAUGGCUUCAAAUCUGUCGGCCUUUUGAACCUCCAAACUUUGAGUUUAAAGGGAUGCUACUUGCACUACGUGAACGAGAACGCCUUUCGCGACUUGACCAUUCUGACCCACGUGGAUCUGUCCAACAAUAAUAUCACUCAAGUGUUUCCCAAGACUUUUGACGGAAAUAAUGGUCUCAAGACCUUGAAGUUGGCUCACAAUUUUAUUGAAGCGCUCCAAUCAUACCAAUUUCCUCCUCUGAGAGCCCUCAAAACCAUUGAUCUGUCGUAUAAUGCCCUCACCAAAAUCGAUCCCUCGAGUUUCCACAACCUCGACGACUCGGUCGAGACCGUGAUGGUCAAUGAUAAUCGACUGACGUUCCUACAACCAAAAGUGUUCCUCCCCCUGACAAGUCUGAAGUCGUUGAAAAUUCACAAUAACCCGUGGACCUGUGACUGUGAACUUAAGAGUUUCAGGGACUGGUCUGUAGACAAGAAAUUGUACAGUCGACCCACAGCUUGUAAUGAGCCUUCCAGGUUGAACGGGAAAAUGUGGGACGAGAUUCAAGCCGCGGAGUUUGCCUGCAAACCCCAUCUGGAAAUUCCUUACCCACGGGUCUUUGGUGCUCCGGGAGUGGAUGCGACUUUGGCAUGCAAGAUCAAAGGUAGUCCAGUCCCCCAGGGGCGUUGGGUAGUGGAUGGGAGAAUCGUGAACAAUAAUACUCACCCCGAGCCAUUUGCUUCGCAAAUGUGGAUCUUGAAAGAGGAGCGCAUCACCUCGGAUGGAGUGUCACGGUGGUACAAUCUGACCAUCACGAAUCCGGCCAGUGAAGACUUGGGCAAGUAUCUGUGUGUGGCUGAAAACAAUGGUGGUGUGAUGGAAAAGACUGUGAUUCUGACCUUCGAAGAUCCCGCCACGUUCAGUGCUGGCAUCCCUUUGACUAGUGAGCAACUCACCAUCGUGAUAGGGGUGAGUGUGGCCUUGGUGCUUCUAUUUGUGUUGGUCCUCAUCGUGUGUUGUUGCUGCUUCUGCAAGGGACAGAAGAAGAAGGCGCUCAAGAAUAAUCGCAUGGGUAAUGGAGCAGAAAGAAAUGGAUUUGUCAACGGCUCAGACAGCCAAAAAUUGCUCCCAAAUGGCCACGGGAAUCUGACAAACCCACAAAUGAUGGCCGGUAACCACAACCAUCAUCUCAACAACCAUCACCUCCUUCACCACCAACAUCAUCAGCGUCUGCAACAGGAGCAGCAACAACAUCAUGCUCAGCAUCCACAGCAUCCACAGCAUCCUCGCCAUCUCAACAAUGACUACCAUGGCUUGCCAUCAACGGAAAUGAUGCACGAUGUGUCUUCGGGGUAUGUUCCCGGAGAAAAGUAUCAUCAUGAAGGGAUCGAGAUGCAAGAUCUUCGAGCUCCAUCAGUGAUCUCCAAUACCAAGCAAAGUACAGGGAGUAGUUCAGAUGGAGGCAGAACCACAUCCAUUAGUCGCUCGUCAUUUGCCGGUGAUGGGGACGUGAGUCAGUAUCCCGAUCUGUUGGAUCAUCAUCGAUACAAUACAUUGAUGUUGCCGCCUCAUUCUGUGUCCCCGUCGACGAGUGGGAGUGGUUCCACGGUCCCUGACCACUCUCGUCUAGCUGUGAUGCAUCAACUGAAUCCAGCCAAUCUCAUGCUCACGCCUCAGCAGCAACAUCAGUUGGCAUCCCAACUAGGGGCGUCUCCUUUCCAACGCUCUGGAACGCUUCCAUUGCCCCAUCACCAUCCUCAUCAUCCGCGAUCGGUCUCUUGUGACCAUACCAAUGCCAAUCCUCUCCCUCAUUUGUACAUGCCACCAGUGGUCCAUCAUCACCAUCAUCAUCCCAAUCAGGUUCAAACUCGCCCCGGGUACGUCACAUUACCUCGGAGGCCCCGUCAGAGUUGGUCAGUCCCAAGGGACACUCCCAGUCCACACCUGGUUCGCUUUGAUCGAGAGCCCAUUUACGACGGUAUUGGACCUCGUACCUCGGUGGAUGGGUCGUCUCGUCUGUCUCUGAACAAAACACCCACAACUCCCAAUGGGGCGCAUCAUAAUGGGACUGUUCGCACCCCUCUACCCUCUUCCACGUCAUUUUACGCCCCCAUCAAGGAGGUUCAAGAGUGUCCGCCUACGCCUAAGGUUCAACAAGCACGAAUGGCACCGAAUUUGCCCAAGUCAACUCCAAAUAUCCUGAAUUUGAAUAACAGUGAAUCCUCGGGUGCCCCACUCAAACAAUACCGAGCUCCCAAUGCCGGUUCCGAAAUGGCAAAUUCCAGUUCAGAGGCCACUUUAAUGGAGGAGAACAUUAGUGGCUAUUGUGAGCCCUUCGGAAAGGCACUCAAACCAAAGAAUGAAAAUCGCAAUUCCAUCACUUCGGCCGAGAGCGAAUUAGAUUUGGUGGUGCCUAAAGCAAGCGGAGAGAGCAGUGAGGACUUGAAUGCGAGUGGCACCUCAUCCUCCUCGCAUCAUCACCACCAUCAAAAUGGGACUCAUAAAAAUGAUAGUCUGAAUGAUAAAUCCCGAGUGAUGCCGCCGGAUUCGUCCAAUUCUGGUCCCAAGUCCUCCACGCCUCUUCGUGUGAACGGAGUCAAUGGCCACCAUCACCAACAUCAAAAUGAUGCUAGUCUUAUCCCAAAUGGUGAUGUGCUCUCGCCAGGUUUCCCUGAUCGAAACAACAAGAAGUCCAAUGGGGCUCCCAUGACCCUGCCCAAGCCCAAAGUCAAACCCGUGCCGCCCCCUAAACCCAAGAAAUCCUUUCAUGGUGACAAUGACUCAUCCAUGGCGCCGCUGAUAUCCUUCCAAGACGAGGGCAUGGAUGGCAGUGAGGUUUGACCGCUGGGACCCUAAAUAUCAUCACGUGAGGCGGGCCCCUUCCCCCCUCCCUCAAGAAAUAAUUUGUCAGGAUUUUUGGGUGAUGGCUUCCGUGCACAAUGCUCGACCCCCCUCCCCUUGACCUAUCCAUUUUUCCCUUCAAGACGAACUGCAGCCAUUGCAUCCUCAACGUGGAAGGAAAGAUUGGAACUUCGAGAGUUUUUUGGAAUUUGGCCCCCCAAUAUUGGUUUGGCGUGACGAUUAUCGGACUUCCGAGACAACCUCCUCCUGAUAGCCUUGAUGUGGGAUACCAAUGCAUUUUCUAAAAGGCUCAUGCCAAACUUCGUUUUCAAUGCCAUGUCAUCAUACGUUCUGAAUUAUUCUGAAUUACUAGGUUCCCGAUUUCUGUUCCCCACGAGUUAACGGACUGAUUCAAAUGGCAAUUUGGCUCGUUGAAAUAGUCACUCAGCCCCACGUUCCUGAAUUGGAAGCCUCCCUUUCCCCGCAUUAUCCAUUUUGUAAGCAAACAUCCUUGUUCCUGCAUUUUUUCAGAAUCUUGCGAUGGUUUUGAUUCACUUCAUGCUUAUGUUGAACGAAACAUAAACUGAAGACAAUAAAGAAUAUAUAUAUAUAUAUAUAUCUUUACAACCCGGA
Molecule: messenger RNA, 5662 nt
Organism: Tigriopus californicus
Lineage: Eukaryota; Metazoa; Arthropoda; Copepoda; Harpacticoida; Harpacticidae
Exons: 2
Coding region: 1916-5029 (1037 amino acids)
Molecular function (GO): protein binding
Source: RefSeq, a predicted model, not a curated record